AUGGCACUGUGGAAACACAACUUUCGAGGCCAGAAACUCGUUCUGGCAAUCACUCUGGCAUCAUGCCAAGCCUUCCUUUUGCUUGGAUUUGACCAAGGGGUUAUGGCUGGGCUAAUCGGAGUUGAUAAUCGGUUUGGAAGAGACUUCAAUAACCCCGAUGCUGAUAUGCAGGGCAAUAUCACGGCCUUGUAUGACAUUGGCUGUGUGGUUGGGUCCAUCCUAUGCUACUUUAUCGGCGAGAGAUUUGGUCGCAGAACCAUGUUGAUCACCGGUGGUAGCAUCAUGAUUGUCGGCACUGCAAUCUUAGCUUCUUCUUACACAGUCGCACAGCUCAUUGUCGGUCGCAUCGUCACUGGUAUUGGGAACGGAAUGAACUCUUCGACCGCUCCUGUUUACCAGAGCGAAUGUUCACCGGCUGCCAUUCGAGGUGCGCUAUUGACCCUCCAGGGGUCAGUGACCAUUCUUGGUGUGGUCAUUUCCUACUGGAUGGACUAUGGAACUAGCUUCACCGAAUCCUCUCUUCAAUGGAGAUUUCCUCUAGCCUUCCAAGCAGUGUUUGCCAUAUUUCUCGUCUUGCAAGUCAUUGGUCUCCCUGAAACGCCCCGUUGGCUCGUCCAACAUGAACAAUACGAAGAGGCUCGCCGCACCAUAGCUGCGAUCGCUGAUAAGCCCGAUGACGAUGCAGAUGUCAACCGUACCUUGCUCGAUAUCCGCAGUGGUCUUGAAGAAGAGCAAAAGGACGGCCCAUUUAGCAUUAAAGAGCUCUUUUCUUGGGGCGAAGUCCAGAACUUCCGACGACUGCUCAUUACCAUCUCGAUUCAGCUCGGACAGCAGUUCUCGGGCAGCAACAUGAUCAACUAUUACGCACCUGUCAUCUUCCAAGACAGCAUGGGCCUCAGUCGCAACAUCUCGUUGAUUGUCGCUGGAUGUGCGCAAAUCACCUAUCUCAUCGGCAGCUGCAUCCCCGUCUUCCUGAUGGAUCGGUACGGUCGACGGACGCUCCUCAUGGUUUGUUCAGCCGGGCUGUGUUUCUGUUUCGUCAUGGUUACGAUCCUGCUCUCCCUUGGUUCGACGGGUCCUGCAUAUGGUGCCACAGCCUUCAUCUUUCUCUUCCAGAUCUUUUAUGGGAUCGGAUGGCUCCCUGUGCCUUGGUUUUAUCCUACCGAGAUCAACACUACUCGGGUUAGAGCUCGGAUGCAAGCUGUAGCUUCGGGCUGGAACUGGAUGGCAGUUUUUGCUGUUGUCAAGAUCACACCGAUCGCGUUUGCAAACAUUGGGUGGAAAACGUUCAUAAUCUUUGCAGUCCUCAAUGCUUGCUUCCUUCCAAUGGUGUACUGUUUCUACCCUGAGACGAAGGGCAUUGAACUGGAAGACAUCCCGCUGCUGUUUGUUAAGGGUGGCGUCACGGGAGGUGUUUUGUCUUCCAAGGGCGGACGUACUGUCAUGCCGCAUCAGCAUGCACAGGAAAUGCAGCUUGACGCCAAGGUUGGUGGGGUUCGCGAAGAGGUUGAGGAUGUACAGGCGUAG
This is a messenger RNA of Fusarium falciforme, 1527 nucleotides long. Its product is annotated as MFS domain-containing protein. Gene Ontology annotation, cellular component: membrane. The transcript is spliced from 3 exons. The record is from RefSeq and is a predicted model, not a curated record. Gene Ontology annotation, biological process: transmembrane transport; carbohydrate transport. Lineage: Eukaryota; Fungi; Ascomycota; Sordariomycetes; Hypocreales; Nectriaceae. Gene Ontology annotation, molecular function: carbohydrate:proton symporter activity. Bases 1 to 1527 code for a protein of 508 amino acids.